Molecule: messenger RNA, 3032 nt
Organism: Menidia menidia (Atlantic silverside)
Lineage: Eukaryota; Metazoa; Chordata; Actinopteri; Atheriniformes; Atherinopsidae
Source: the annotation of a GenBank genome assembly
AAAUAUUGAAACACUCAACAUCUAAUCAUUUUAAAGAUGUUAUCAACACUUUCACUAAAACUUAUCUUCAAUUAUUAUAGAUUAUGAUUUUUAUACCUGAUAUUGCAUAAUUAUGUCCGGCAUCUCAACACAACUUUGUGCAAUAGAUUAUAAAGCAGGGCUGAUAAAACCCCUUUAUAAUAGGCCGAUUGACCAUUCAAUAGAUGCAGAGUGAAUAAAUGGAAUAUAAACUGAGUCAUUCUUAUCUUUGCUACUAUAAUUGAAUUAAGGUGAAUAAAACGUUUUAUCUAGGCGGCCCACAUUGCCGUUACAUCACCCUCAUUACCAGCAGCCUCCGCUCUGCAUUUCGUUAUUUAUUUAUUUCCCUGAUGUGUCAUUGGUUUCCCUGGACUCCAGGAGACACACCACCUGGGUUCUUAAGGAGAGGCGGAUCAGUUGGCUCUCAUCGAGUCCAUCCACGCUGAACAGCCACCGCUCCGGCUCAAGCACAGCUGGAUAUUGGAACAUCUCCUUUUUAUGGAUUUUAACCAGAUUUUUGCUGUCAUGACAAACUAUCUUUGGACAGAUAUCAAUAACAAAAGACUUUUUAAGCGUUUGCGAGGAUCUCAAAUCAACCUGUGCAGAGGUUUUGACUCUGCGGACCUCAUAAAUGCCUCUCACUGAGAAAAGGCUUGGGACGUUCAUUGUUGUGAAUGUGUACAAGCAGCAAAUGACUUGAUAAAGAUGGGAAACAAGCAAACAAUCUUUACAGACGAGCAACUUGAUGCUUACCAGGACUGUACGUUUUUCACUCGCAAGGAAAUUCUGCGGUUGCACGGCAGGUAUCAUGAGUUGGCACCACAUCUCGUACCAAUGGACUACACUAAUGAUCCUGACUGUAAACUGCCCUUAGCGCUGAUUGUCAACAUGCCAGAACUGAAGGAAAACCCAUUCCGCAACAGGAUUGUGGAGUCAUUUUCAGAGGAUGGCAUGGGCAACCUCAGCUUCAAUGAAUUUGUGGACAUGUUCUCAGUUCUCAGUGAAAUGGCUCCGAGGGAACUCAAGGCCAUUUAUGCCUUCAAGAUAUAUGAUUUUAAUGUGGACAAUUAUCUUUGCAAAGAGGACCUUGAGAAGACUCUAAAUAGGUUGACAAAAGAGGAGCUGACUCCCGAGGAGGUCCAGUUGGUGUGUGAGAAAGCUAUAGAGGAAGCAGAUUUGGAUGGAGAUAGCAAACUUUCCUAUGCUGACUUUGAAAAUAUGAUAUCAAGGGCUCCAGAUUUUCUAAGUACUUUUCACAUCCGUAUCUGAGAGGGGAGGAUUGGCAGUUUUUGUGAUCUGUAAAAGUCGACCUGAACCAUGUCCUGGUUACAUGAAAGAGAAAGCAGAAGGCUUCUGCAAAGAAAGGUCAUGCAGCUGUCUUUUCCAGCUUCUUAUCAAGAUAUCUUCAAUCUGAAACCUGCUAUGUUUUACAGGAAAAGAACAUUUUAGAUAAAAGGGCUUGACUUAAAUAGCAAAAAAUAAUGUUAUUUCUGGAUUUUAGAGUUCUUCUUGAGUAGGCCAGUUUUGUGCCUGUUUUAGAGAACUCAUCUACCUAAGGUUCAUUGCACAUCUUCCUACAAGUCUUCCUACACUGACACACCAGAUUUUCAGGUUUUAUAAGACUAUGGACAAAGCUUGAACUAAAUGAAAUCAUUGCAAUUAAUUAAGGGCAUGCAUUCUAUAUAUUAUCUAUGAGCUAUGCAACAUUUGUCUGUGAAGUGUUUAGAUUUUUGCUUUUGCUUGUCAGAAUAGAACAUUAUGACAAUCAAAAAUAACUCAAGUUAUCUAAAGGGCUCUGAUAUCUGAAUUGUAUAGCUAACAGCUAACAGAGGUAGCUUUCAUCUUGUGUCUCAACCAUUGCCAUGAGAUGUUAGUUGGUGCCAGAAAUUGGAUUUGUGUUUCACGAGUUGGUUAUUUGUCUGUUAUUAAAUAUUAUUUGUUCUGAUCGAAUUGCUUCAUGUGGAUGUAUUUGUGAUCUCUGUCAAUUAAAAAACGGUAGCGCUCCUUGUUCCUUAGGAAGGUGUCCUUUCAGGUGAUCAGACCUUCUGAUUUAAUGAGUGCAUGUAACCAAUCAUUCCAAAGCCACCCACUCAACACGAUCAAAGAUCAGUACAGCUUAGGAAAUGACUGUCACAACUCAUUACAUGCUCAACAUAAGUUAUUAAGGUGGCUGAGACCAUAAGCGGCUUCAGCAUUUACAAGCAGGAUGGCAUCCUGCACAUAUAAUUAGGCUCAUCGGAAGAUGGGAAGAAAAAGUCCAAACCAUGUUCAUUGAUGGUUAAUGGGUGGUGGGUCUCUGGGCCGUACGCUGAUAAAUCACAGAGAUAUAAAAUACAGUGUCCCUUGUUGUUUUUUAUGACUCAUCAGGUUGUUCAUACAGGUUAUGCUGAAUGAAUGAAGGCAACUCUCAUGGCAUUCAGGCCAAGCAUCUGCUUAAAAUCAUAAGGAUUUAAAAUAAGGAGUUAGAGACAGAUUGAUCAAAAUAUUCGGAUAGGAAAGUUCCAUCAAUUGAUACGAAGACGUUUUUAAGCUUUUUGCUACCGAAUUGGAAUGGAAAUGGUGGAGGAUUAGUCAGUUAGGCAGUCCUUACAGCUGUCAGUAAAUGCCCCUAUCUAUUUUCUCAACUAGCUUUUAUGGGGACAGUUUCAAUAUUCAGGACAAUAGAAAGCUGAUUGUGUGGCCCCAUUAAUUACUGGUCUCACCGGGAACAUCUGUUAAUUGAGAAACCAGCAGAGAAGCUUCUGGUGCAACGUGAUACCGGGGCUGUAAAGCCGCCGUUAGCGUGAGUAACUGCUUUCUGGGAUUGAGAUAGACCAAAUGGUGCACAAAAAUUCUAUUGGUUUCCUGUUUUUAGGUAAUUUUACAAGCGGCCCCCUGAUUUCGGCCUGACAGUAGCAGAGGUUUUACAAACAGCUGAAUGGCAAAUGUAGAAAUAAUCAAGUUUAUGCUAGUUUGUCAUAAAACAAGAAAGUUAUUUGGGAAAAAUUUGAACCAGUUUAUUUUUUCUUGUAUAG